Messenger RNA from Cylicostephanus goldi, 480 nucleotides. Lineage: Eukaryota; Metazoa; Nematoda; Chromadorea; Rhabditida; Strongylidae. The record is from the annotation of a GenBank genome assembly.
AUGCCGACACAUGAAGCCGAGGUAACAUCUAUUCGCUGUUUGCCAAAGCCACCCGUGCCAACACUCGACCAUACCCUCGAGCGCUACCGAGAAUAUGCAGAAGUUGUCGCCGAGGGUAUGCAGCGCGACAUACAAGGCACCUUGAAUGCUGUAGAUGAAUUUCGGAAGAUUGGCACGAUCUACCAACAACGGCUAGAAAAAAUCGCUGAGGGCGAACCAAACUGGGUGUCUCCUGUAAAAACUGUAAUUUUGUCAACUAGAUUUAGAAAGCAACUCGAACGAGAAGUUUCCACCGGUAAAGUCAAAGUGAAGAUGUGUAUGCAGCAAUAUGAUAGGAUUCUUUCGUGUUACAGGCGACCCAGCAUCGAAGAAGAUAUUCAGAUUGUCAAAGAAAAGCGUAACAAUGGUAACGAGCAUAUUUUGGUGAUGAGUAGAGAUCAGGUAGCUGUCGUUACCGACUUGUACCGUAAUAGGUAUUAA